Molecule: messenger RNA, 7633 nt
Organism: Leucoraja erinaceus (little skate)
Lineage: Eukaryota; Metazoa; Chordata; Chondrichthyes; Rajiformes; Rajidae
Gene: cnot1
Product: CCR4-NOT transcription complex, subunit 1
Exons: 42
Coding region: 562-6813 (2083 amino acids)
Biological process (GO): nuclear-transcribed mRNA catabolic process, deadenylation-dependent decay
Cellular component (GO): P-body; CCR4-NOT core complex
Molecular function (GO): molecular adaptor activity
Source: RefSeq, a predicted model, not a curated record
GAGGCCCCGCUGCCGCCGCCAUUUGCAGCCGCGCCGACCGAGCGAGCAAGCGAGCCGAGAGCCCGAGUAAACGCAGCCAGGCCAGGCCAGGCCGCCUCCUCUCUCGUCUCCUCUCCCCCGACCUCCCCGCCGCCAUCCUCCCCUCCCUUCCCCAAUUCACCCCCUCCCCCCUCCUCCCCAUCUCGGCCUCUCUCUUAUCCCACCGGCAAGGCAGCGCCAUGUUCAGGCUACACGGAGGAGGAGGAGGAACAGCGGCAGCAGGAGAAAAGUGAGCCGAGAGCCGGGGACAGGCCGAAGACAGACAGACUCGGGGGGGCGAAGCCUGAGAGGAACCGGAGCGGAAGCGGAGCAAACACUCCUGAAGUGACCAUCGGGCCUCCGGAUUCACCCGUGAGAACACUUAGCAGAAGGCGAUCCCUUCCCUCCUCCAUCGUUUUUAUAUAUAUUUAUGAAAGAGAGAGGAAAGCGCUGAAACGAGAAGAGAAAAAAUUCUUUUUCCAGUAAAAGAAAGGGGAAUAAUGACCAUUUCCCGCUUUCCUCAGCUGACCGCCCCGACCAGCAAUGAAUCUUGACUCGUUAUCGCUGGCCUUGUCUCAAAUCAGCUACCUUGUGGACAACCUGACCAAGAAGAAUUACAAAUCCAGCCAACAGGAGAUCUCUCAUAGAGGAAGCCAUGUGUUCAGGAUGGCAGACAUCUCGGGCAUCUAUGUGGAAAAUCUCGUCAUCGGAAGAAAUACAGCAGAAGUGGAAGAAUGGGGAGAGAUUGUGAACAGGCACGGCCCCGAGGCAGACAGAUAUUUGUUACGCUGUCUAUUCUCGCAUGUGGAUUUCAGUGGCGAUGGUAAAAGUAGCGGCAAAGAUUUCCAUCAGACGCAGUUUCUGAUUCAGGAGUGCGCGUCGCUGAUUACCAAGCCAAACUUUAUCUCGACGCUGUGUUACGCCAUUGACAAUCCAUUGCACUAUCAGAAGAGUCUGAAACCUUCACCCCACCUGUUUACUCAACUUAGUAAAGUGCUCAAGUUAAGCAAAGUCCAAGAGGUUAUCUUAGGCCUCGCCUUGCUGAAUUCUUCUAGCUCAGAUCUGCGAGCGUUUGCUCUCCAAUUUGUGAAACAGAAGCUUCCUGAUCUUCUGCGAUCCUACAUUGACGCAGACGUGAGUGGGAACCAAGAAGGUGGCUUUCAGGAUAUUGCAAUAGAGGUCCUGCACCUGCUCCUGUCCCAUCUUCUUUUUGGGCAAAAAGGAGCAUUUGGUGUCGGACAGGAACAGAUUGACGCUUUCCUUAAGACAUUGUGCAGAGAUUUUCCGCAAGAGCGUUGUCCUGUGGUGCUUGCACCACUGCUAUAUCCUGAAAAACGGGACAUUCUGAUGGAUAGGAUUUUGUCUGAUUCGGGAGGGAUAGUGAAAACGACGAUGGACAGCUCACUAGCAGAUUUUAUGCAAGAAGUAGGCUACGGCUUUUGUACAAGCGCUGAAGAAUGCCGUCAGAUCAUUUUGCAGUUCGGAGUUCGGGAAGUGACAGCUUCUCAGGUUGCCAGGGUAUUGGGAAUGAUGGCUCGGACGCAUUCAGGCUUGACUGAUGGCAUUUCCUUACAAUCUAUCUCAGCCCCUGGAAGUGGAAUCUGGAGUGAUGGAAAGGAUAAAACUGAUUCUGCACAGGCCCAUACUUGGAAUGUAGAAAUAUUUAUUGAUGUUGUGAAAGAUGUGAAUCCAAACCUAAAUUUUAAGGAGGUGACAUAUGAGCUGGAUCAUCUAGGAUUCAUCCUUCGUGACAGCAAAGGUCUGCAAAUUGUAGUAUAUGGAAUCCAGAAAGGGAUGGGGAUCGAAGUCUUUCCUGUUGAUCUCAUUUACCGGCCAUGGAAACAUGCAGAAGGACAGCUCUCCUUUAUUCAUCACUCAUUAAUGAACCCAGAUGUCUUCUGUUUUGCUGACUACCCAUGUCAUUCUGUUGUGACGGACAUUUUGAAAGCCCCUCCAGAGGAUGACAACCGGGAAAUUGCUACAUGGAAAAGCUUGGACCUCAUUGAGACGUUACUGCGCCUUUCAGAGCUUGGACAAUACGAGCAGGUCAAACAGCUCUUCAACUUCCCCAUCAAACACUGUCCAGAUAUGUUGGUGCUGUCCUUACUCCAGAUCAAUCCAACCUGGCACACUCUGCGACAUGAGCUGAUUUCCACACUGAUGCCAAUUUUCCUGGGCAAUCAUCCGAAUUCUGCCAUUAUCUUGCACUAUGCGUGGCACGGACAGGGUCAAUCUCCCUCAAUCCGACAACUGAUCAUGCACGCAAUGGCAGAGUGGUACAUGCGUGGUGAGCAGUAUGAUCAGGCCAAGCUCUCUCGCAUUCUAGAUGUAGCUCAAGACUUGAAGGCAGUCGUCGGGAGUGAGAUGGACUUCUCUUCGCUUGGCUGGAUGAGUAUGGUACCAACCACACGCAAGAAAAUUGACAGCAUCCAGGGCAAGGCCUUGUCUAUGCUGCUAAAUGGUACUCCGUUUGCCUUUGUUAUUGACCUUGCUGCACUUGCAUCUCGCCGAGAAUACCUCAAACUUGAUAAAUGGUUGACUGAUAAAAUCCGCGAACAUGGGGAACCAUUUAUCCAGGCAUGUGUUACGUUCCUGAAGAGACGGUGUCCUUCUAUAAUGGGUGGGCUGGCUCCUGAAAAGGAACAACCCAAGAGUGCUCAACUUCCUCCUGAAACACUGGCUACCAUGCUGGCUUGCCUACAGGCUUGUGCAGGGAGUGUGUCUCAGGAGCUAUCGGAGACUAUUCUUACAAUGGUGGCUAACUGUGGCAACGUCAUGAACAAAGCCCGCCAGCCACCUCCAGGAGUAAUGCCCAAGGUCCGCGCACCUAGUACCAGCAGUAUAGAAACCAUGUCGCCUGUACAGAUUGAUCCUUUGUCUGGCAUGGCUUCAUUGACAAUUGGUGGACCAGCUGCAUCCCUCACUCCGAGUAUACAGGGUUUUACAGCUAACCUGAGUUCUGCAUUCAACACCCCACAAUCACCAGCGAAAGCCUUUCCUCCACUUUCAACACCAAACCAGACAACUCCCUUCAGUGGUAUCGGCACUCUUCCGUCCCAAAUUCCAGGAAGUUUGGGCACAGGGAGUUUGACUGGCAUGGGAACUGGUGGACUUGCACUACCAACUGUGAACACUGACCCUUUUGGGCAGCGAAAGAUGAGCACAUCUGGACUGAACCCACAAACAUUCCAGCAGAGUAAGAUGAAACCUUCUGACCUUUCUCAGGUAUGGCCGGAGGCAAAUCAGCACUUUAGCAAGGAGAUUGAUGAUGAAGCAAACAGUUACUUCCAGCGAAUUUACAACCAUCCACCCCAUCCUACCAUGUCUGUUGAUGAGGUACUGGAAAUGCUGCAGAGGUUUAAGGAUUCCACUAUUAAGCGUGAAAGGGAAGUUUUUAACUGCAUGCUUCGUAAUCUGUUUGAAGAGUACCGGUUCUUCCCCCAGUAUCCAGAUAAAGAGCUGCACAUCACAGCCUGCCUAUUUGGAGGAAUUAUUGAGAAAGGCCUGGUCACAUAUAUGGCAUUGGGACUUGCACUGCGCUAUGUUCUUGAGGCUUUGCGUAAACCGUUCGACUCCAAGAUGUACUACUUUGGUAUUGCUGCACUAGACAGAUUUAAAAACAGAUUGAAGGACUAUCCUCAGUAUUGUCAACAUUUAGCUUCUAUUGGCCACUUUUUACAGUUUCCUCAUCAUUUACAGGAGUACAUUGAGUAUGGCCAGCAGUCCAGAGAUCCUCCUGUGAAAAUGCAGGGUAGCAUUACAACUCCUGGCAGUAUUGCUUUAGCUCAGGCUCAGGCUCAAGCGCAGGCUCAGAAUAAGACCCCUAUGGCCAGACAGGUCAGUGCCAUAGUAACCACUUCCACAACCACCACAGUCACCAAAGCAACGACAGUUACCAGGCCGACUGGAGUGAGCUUUAAGAAAGAUGUACCGCCCUCUAUUAACACAACAAACAUAGAAACAUUGUUGGUGGCUACAGACCAGGGCGAGAGAAUAGUGGAACCACCUGAGAAUAUUCAAGAAAAAGUAGCAUUCAUCUUCAACAACCUCUCACAGUCCAACAUGACACAAAAGGUGGAAGAGCUAAAAGAGACUGUGAAGGAUGAGUUUAUGCCCUGGGUAUCUCAAUAUUUGGUUAUGAAGCGGGUUAGCAUUGAACCAAACUUUCACAGUCUUUACUCAAACUUUAUGGAUACACUAAAGAACCCCGAGUUUAACAAAAUGGUGCUCACCGAAACAUACAGAAACAUCAAGGUACUGCUAACAUCAGACAAGGCUGCGGCAAACUUUUCAGACCGAUCGUUGUUGAAGAACCUGGGACACUGGUUGGGUAUGAUCACCCUGGCCAAAAACAAACCCAUCUUGCACAUUGAUUUGGAUGUGAAAUCAUUGCUGCUGGAAGCUUACAUGAAAGGUCAGCAAGAGAUGCUCUACGUCGUCCCGUUUAUUGCCAAAGUUUUAGAGUCCAGCGUUAGGAGUAUGGUUUUUAGGCCUCCAAAUCCUUGGACAAUGGCUAUCAUGAAUGUAUUAGCUGAGCUACAUCAAGAGCACGAUUUGAAGUUAAACCUAAAGUUUGAGAUCGAAGUCUUGUGUAAAAAUCUGGCUUUGGAUAUCAAUGACUUGAAGCCUGGAACGUUAUUGAAGGACAAAGAAAAAUUGACAAGCCUAGAAGAACAGCUAUCAGCUCCAAAGAGAGAGUCCAAAAUACCUGAGGAGCUACCAGUAGUUGUCACCACUGCUGCAUCAGUGACUCCAGCAACAACUACCACAUGUACCGCCACUGGACCUCCACAGCCACAGUUCAGCUAUCAUGACAUCAAUGUAUAUUCACUGGCUGCCUUGGCUCCUCACAUUACAGUCAAUCCAAAUAUUCCUUUGUUCCAAGCCCAUCCACAACUGAAAUCAUAUGUUCGGCAAGCAAUAGACCGUGCUGUGCAGGAGCUUGUUCAUCCUGUCGUUGACCGGUCAAUCAAAAUUGCCAUGACCACCUGCGAACAGAUAGUCCGAAAAGACUUUGCCCUAGAUUCUGAGGAAUCACGGAUGCGAGUUGCAGCACACCACAUGAUGCGUAACCUGACUGCUGGAAUGGCCAUGAUUACGUGCAGGGAGCCUUUACUAAUGAGCAUUGCUACAAACCUAAAGAACAACUUUGCCACUGCUCUACGGGCUGCAUCUCCACAACAGAGAGAGAUGAUGGAACAAGCAGCUGCCCAGAUAGCACAAGACAACUGUGAGCUAGCAUGUUGUUUUAUUCAGAAAACAGCUGUUGAAAAAGCAGGUCCUGAAAUGGAUAAACGACUUGCAACAGAAUUUGAACUUCGGAAGCAUGCCAGACAGGAAGGUCGACGAUACUGUGAUCCUGUAGUACUGACCUACCAGGCUGAGCGUAUGCCUGAGCAAAUCAGAUUAAAGGUGGGUGGUGUAGAUCCUAAACAACUGGCUGUGUACGAAGAGUUUGCACGCAACAUCCCAGGAUUUCUACCCAGCAAUGACAUUUCACAGCCCACAGGCUUCUUGGCCAAGCCCAUGCAGCAAGCUUGGGCAACUGACGAUAUUGCACAGAUUUAUGACAAGUGCAUCACAGAAUUGGAGCAACAUCUGCAUGCAAUUCCACCAUCUCUGGCCAUGAACCCCCAGGCUCAGGCACUUCGCAAUUUAUUGGAAGCCGUGGUAAUGGCCAGGAAUUCACGUGAUGCUAUUGCUGCUCUUGGCCUCCUGCAGAAGGCCGUGGAGGGACUGCUGGAUGCCACGAGUGGUGCUGACCCAGAUCUCUUACUUCGAUACAGAGAAUGCCAUUUGUUGGUUUUGAAAGCGCUGCAGGAUGGACGUGCCUAUGGAUCUCAGUGGUGUAACAAUAAAAUCACUAGGUGCCUAAUUGAGUGCCGUGAUGAAUACAAGUAUAAUGUGGAUGCUGUGGAAUUGCUCAUUAGACAUCAUCUAGUGAACAUGCAACAGUAUGAUAUUCACUUAGCCCAGUCAAUGGAGAAUGGCUUGAACUAUAUGGCUGUAGCUUUUGCCAUGCAGUUGGUAAAGAUUCUCUUGGUGGACGAGAGAAGCAUUAGCCAUGUUACCGAAGCAGAUUUAUUCAACACUAUUGAAACACUUAUGAGGAUCAGUGCUCAUUCCAGAGGAAAUGCACCUGAAGGAUUGCCCCAGCUCAUGGAUCUCCUUAGAGCUAACUAUGAAGCUAUGAUGGAUCGUGCACAUGGAGGCCCCAACUUUAUGAUGCAUUCUGGGAUAUCUCAGGCCUCAGAAUAUGAUGAUCCACCAGGGCUUCGGGAGAAAGCUGAGUAUUUACUGAGGGAAUGGGUAAACCUUUACCACUCUGCAGCAGCUGGACGGGACAGCACCAAAGCAUUUUCAGCCUUUGUUGGGCAGAUGCACCAGCAGGGAAUUUUGAAGACUGAUGACCUGAUUACGCGUUUCUUCCGCCUAUGCACUGAAAUGUGUGUUGAGAUUAGUUACCGUGCACAACAGGAACAGCAGCACAAUCCCACUGCCAAUCCUACGAUGAUCAGGGCCAAGUGCUAUCACAACCUUGAUGCUUUUGUCAGAUUGAUAGCCCUGCUGGUUAAACACUCUGGGGAGGCUACCAACACUGUCACUAAAAUCAAUCUUCUCAAUAAGGUACUGGGGAUUGUUGUCGGAGUACUAUUGCAAGAUCAUGAAGUACGUCAGAGUGAGUUUCAGCAGCUGCCAUAUCAUCGUAUCUUCAUCAUGUUGUUGCUGGAGUUAAAUGCCCCUGAGCAUGUGCUGGAAACUAUCAAUUUCCAGACUCUGACUGCUUUUUGGUAAGUAUUAACAAAGGCAAAUAUCCCUGUUGUCCCAUGAUAAAAAGGAGGGAAUAGUGGUAACUUUGCCUAAUGGCUUCCAACAGGUGUGUCAGAGAACUGAAAUAUUGCUGAAUUGCACCUUUUAUAAAAAGGGAAAAAGAAUGAACCAAGUUAAAAAUCAGUAACAUAGCUGGUGAACAAAUUAAUAAUUGUCGGCUAUUAGUACCUUUGCUGUUGAGUGAUUAAGCUUCCCCCCCCACCCCCACAGGCUAAUGCUCUCUUGAUUUUCUAUUCUUAUUGGAAUGUUUUCAGCAUCAGUCAACGAAGAGAAAUAUAAAAUAUUUGUUCAAAGACUUUGUUGCUUCCUUAUUUCCCAUGAUCAAUUUCAAUCCCUUGGUCUCAUCUUCUCAGGAACCAGUGUUUACCUUCAGACUCUCUGUAAUGUACUUUUAGAAGCCCUUUUGUGUCACUAGAACACAAAGAGUAGGAGUAGGCCAAUGGCCUCUUUUAAAUAUUUCUUCAUCUCGCCUUAAGUCUGUGCCUUUUGAGUUUUGGACUCCCAUACCAAGGGACAAGUGUGACCAUUUGCAUUAUCUAUGUCCCUCAUGAUUUUAUAGAUCUAUAAGGGCAUUCCUCCUAAAAGCCGUAGCAUAUACUGUCUCCUAACUCGAGCAAUUCGGUCCUGGUAACUGUUUGUGAAUUGUUUUGCACCCUUUUCACCUUAAUGACUGCUUCCUACAGCUGGGUGACCAGUACUGCACACAAUGCUCCAAGUACAGUUUUGCCAUCAACUUGUACAGUUAUAACAUUUAUGUCCCAACUCCUGUACGCUGUGCCCUGAC